AUGAGUGACCGUGUUCGAACCUCCGAUUAUAAACAAGCCAGAAAGGAAAGCGCAGCAAAAGACAAUGAUACGCAACGAGAAAGAAAGCGGGCGCUUGAUCGCAAGGCACAACGGGCUUCGAGGGAGAAGACAAGAUCAUACAUUGCACAUCUGGAGAGGACAGUACAGAUACUGAGCGAAAGGAAUGGGACAGCGGCAGCGAAUGAGUUACUGGAAGAAAUCUCGAAGCUCCAUGUCGAGGUUGAUCGGUUGAAGAAGAUUAUAGAGGGCAUCAGGUGUUUGUUGGGUGUUGACUUACACGAGGCUCCCGUGACUAAGAGACCUUCUUCUCAGUCUUCGGUUCGUGAUAGUACCAGCUCAAACAGACCCAUUCCGGACGAGUCCGGACUCUGUGAAGUCCGUUCUCCUUCCGCAGACCCUUCUCAUCUCCAGAAAGUUGAGACUCAAGAUGGUUCUGCUUGGACUACCAACAUCAUCGAUGAAGAGCUCGCAGUGAACGAACAUAUUGAAGGUGUCAACGAGGAUAUUAGCCAACGAGGCUCUACUGAAACAUAUCACAUUACCCAGAGACCGGCACGAAACCUCGAUUGGAUGGACUUCGACGAGACAGACCCAAACAUCUCUGCCCGCUCCCAGAACAUUCUCCAUCAUGGCUCGCUCCCCAGCAUCAUGAGAUCCCUGACUCCGACGCUGCCGGAAUACGAGCCGUGCGAGGUCUGGAAGAAAGCCAAUGCCAUUUAUGCACGCAUCUUCAAUUUUGACAGACAAAAGAUCGCAGAAGCUGACCAGAUAGACGGAGGCUCGCUCGUUCGUGUCGUCAAAGAUGGCUGGAACUCAUUGUCUGUCGUGGAACGAAGCAAUCCCGUCAUUGAGAUCUUAAGGGAGGUUGAUCAAUAUUUGUUCUGGGAUUUAGACCCUGUCACCAAAGUUGCGAAUCUUUACAAGAGCAUGCUCAUACUCAAGUAUUAUUUCAAUGCCGGCAGCCAUAAUCUAGAGAAAAUGCCAGAAUGGCAAAGACCAGUACAAUCUCAAAAGUCCAAACGGCAUCCACUUGCUAUUGACUUCUUCCCUUGGCCUGCAUUACGAGACCGACUAGUCCGUCAGCACAAUUACUAUUUUGGCACCACGGAUUUUUCGGUCAACUAUCGACAUCACUUUAAGUUCAGUUGGCCCUUCAACUUCGACGACAUUUACGCAUAUGAUCACAAGAAUAGGUCAUAUCAGCUGAGCCCUCUGUUUGAACGCUACCACCAAGACGUGAGAUGCUGGAGCUUGCAAAAGGCGUUCUUCGACAAGUUUCCCGAGUUUAUUGGCGAGAUAUCUGCUUUCGAGGAUGAGGUCUCAAAACUUCCUGCUUCGAGUAUUCCUGGUUAUAGGCUGUCUCCGGCACGAGAUCGUGCUGCGACAUUCCAAGAAGCUCCGAAUGCUAGGAAUGCGAAUCACGAGUUCGCGGACGACAUAAUGCAGCUUUUCGAUGAAUGUCCGCCAACAUAA
Mollisia scopiformis is the source of this 1494-nucleotide messenger RNA. RefSeq lists its product as uncharacterized. NCBI's taxonomy places the organism in Eukaryota, Fungi, Ascomycota, Leotiomycetes, Helotiales, Mollisiaceae. Bases 1 to 1494 code for a protein of 497 amino acids. Gene Ontology annotation, molecular function: DNA-binding transcription factor activity. The record is from RefSeq and is a predicted model, not a curated record. The transcript has 5 exons. Gene Ontology annotation, biological process: regulation of DNA-templated transcription.